Fonsecaea erecta is the source of this 2217-nucleotide messenger RNA. RefSeq lists its product as hypothetical. The transcript is spliced from 4 exons. Gene Ontology annotation, molecular function: hydrolase activity. Lineage: Eukaryota; Fungi; Ascomycota; Eurotiomycetes; Chaetothyriales; Herpotrichiellaceae. The coding region runs from base 1 to 2217 and encodes 738 amino acids. The record is from RefSeq and is a predicted model, not a curated record.
AUGGGCCUCCCAUUCAUGAAUCCCGUAGUACUUCCGCUGAUUCAACUUUGUCAACAGCCACGACCUCAGUUCCCGAAUCCAGGAUAUCUCCCCAACGGUACGACCUCAGGGCCGACUCCUGGGGCACAGGCGCUCUUGCCAAAUAACGGCCGUGUCAUUCAGUCCGGUCCCAUUCGAGUCCUCUGUAUUGCCGAUGUCAGAGGAAACCUCAGAUCUCUGAAUGAACUGGCGAAGACUGCGAAGGCCGACUAUAUUUUACACACCGGCGAUUUCGGAUUCUAUGACCACACCUCGCUGGAGAGGAUAGCCGAGAAGACACUGAAACAUGUCGCUCAAUACUCCCCUCUCCUCAGCGAAAAUGUCAAGCGGCAAAUUGCCCAGCCUCAGCCUCAGCGGCCGAUCAAGCAAAUGUUCACACCGGACCAACUACCCCUUUCAGAAUUACCACUUCUGCUCAACAAGCAAAUCACCCUGGACGUGCCUGUUUACACGGUUUGGGGCGCUUGCGAAGACGUGAGAGUUCUGGAACGGUUUCGGUCGGGCGAGUACAAGGUGGACAACCUGCACAUUAUCGACGAGGUUAAUUCCAGAUUACUCGAUAUUGGCGGAGUAAAACUAAGGCUCCUCGGCCUCGGCGGCGCAGUCGUCAUCCACAAGCUGUUUGACAACGGAGAGGGCAAGACGUAUAUUGCAGGCGGUCAAGGCACGAUGUGGACAACGCUGCUUCAGAUAGGCGCUCUGAUCGACACUGCGAACCGUGUGUACGAUCCGUCAGAAACCCGCAUCUUUCUGACACACGCGUCACCUGCGAGAGACGGCAUCCUCAACCAACUUUCCGUUACACUGAAAGCAGAUUUCUCCAUUUCGGCUGGUCUCCAUUUCCGAUACGGCAGCUCUUACAACGAAUUUUCCGUCAACCCAUCGCUUGAUCAUUACCGCGGGAAAUUGGCGGCGUCCAAAGCAUCCUUCCAGGAUGUGUGGGAGACUGUCAAAAUGGACGUGGAGCAGGCGAUCGAGAACAACACUAAUCACAAGGCCCUUCUUCACAGCGCUCUGGAAAUUGUCGAGAAGAUGCCCAGCACGGCCAAUGGAGGCAAUCCUUUUGGCGGGCCUGUGGGCGGUGGACCUGGGGCUGGCCAGGUGGACGAAAGUGCUUUCAAGAACAUGUGGAACUUCAAUCUAGCAGACGCUGCAUUCGGCUACCUUGUUUUGGAAAUUGAAGGCGGUCGAAUCGGUACGGAAAUGCGGGCACAAGGCUUCAACUUCGCUCAUCGAGGAAAACCCGCGGUCCCUCCAACCAUUCCUCAACAACCGCCGACCGGCCCACCGUCCGUGGUCUCGGGGUCCGUGCCUCCUGCCACUGCUUCGACGGGCUCGACUCAGAACCGCACUCCUGCGUUCUCUGCACCGGCACAGCCUUUCCCACAGCAACAGAAACCUCUGCAGCAACAACCGCCCACACAACACCAGCAGCAGACCAGGCCUGGUCAACCUCAGCCCGCACCGACACCUGCCGCCAAAACAGGAACUCCCCCUACAGCAGGGUCUCCGGCUCCGCCUGUGGCCCAGGCCAAGCCCCUGACGCCUCAACCGUCAUCUUCAGGAAUUCCAGCAACUUCUGCCAUUGCAGCCACCAACGGUACGAGCGGAGAGAAGACGAGUGAAGGUGACGCCACCAAGGCAAAGACUGCAACCCCUCCCGCAGAGCGGAGACCUCCGACUGCCCUUUACGUGUCUCAAGCCGACAGCGAACAGCACAUCCGAGACUGUUUUGGGAACGAGGACCGAGAAAAGAUCAAGGCCAUUAGCAGAAUGGGCAAAUUCCCCAACUGGAAGGUGCAGUUCGAGACACACGAAAUUGCUGAGGCUGCUCUGAGCAGAGUGCAAGGUGAAGCGCAAAACCACAAGAAUUCUGCCGGCAAAGUACCAAAGUUUACCUGGUUUGAAGAACCCAGGGCGGCGUUGGGACAUGGCAGCCUAGCAACCGGGGCGCGGCUGGAUCAGCCAAUACUCCCACACGCGGAGGGUACCAGAGCGGAGGAGCAAGUGACAGUGAAGGUGGUCGAGGCCGUGGGGGAUUCCGCGGACGUGGGCGCGGUCGGGGAGAUGAUCGUGGUGGACGCGGCGGACGAGGUGGCGGACGAGGGACCUACCAGAACAAGACGACCGAUGGAGCAUCAGACAACAAACCUGCAGAUUCGAAGCCCAGCGACGUAA